GUUAGUUGCUACUCCCCCAAGAGUACGGGACAUUCCAGUAAUCGCCAUCACAGCACGUCUACACAAGGGAAGGGCCAGUUCAAACUCUCACUUUUACUCUCAGUGGUCGAAGUGUAACCAGAUCUACAGAGACAGGACAAUACUAAACCCCAGGACUCGAGCUGAACCUAGUAUUAAAAUGCAGAAAGGGUCGUUCUUUCUCGGCAAAUCUUCACCGAUAUCCCAUAUAGGACUACUCGGAAUUUGUUUUCUCUCACUAGCUGCAGGUACAGGUGCUGAAUGUCCUGUUCAGAUCAGCCCACAGAGUGUUGUUGUGAAGUACUUCGAUUCUUUUAAAGUAAACUGCAGCACUUCUGUCACACAUCAGGGGAUGGGAUGGGAAUCCACUAAAGGAGCAGUGCCCCUGUCCAAAGACAGUCUGAUCAUAUUGAGUGUGUCACAGCUGAUAGACUGGGAGAUACAGCCACCAUUCUGCUACAUAAACUAUGACGAAAAGCAGUGUUCAGUAGAUCUCCCAGUCACUGUAUACAAGACUCCAGACAGUGUUUCCAUCAGCACUGUGAAUCCAAUAAUGAUAGAGGGAAACCAGUAUGAGCUCCAGUGUGAUGUUCACAAUGUGGCUCCUGCUCAGAAUCUCACUGUCAACUGGUACAAAGGAGAAACUCUGGUGAAUCAAACCAGCUUCACAGACAUCACCAAGAGUCCAGUCAACAUAACAUCUAAACUCCUGAUCCAUCCAGACAGAACUGAUGAUGGAGCUCAGUAUAGGUGUGAAGCAGAACUGAACCUGGGAGAAGCAGGACCUCAACCUCCUCCUAAAAACACAUCUGAACCUCUCAGCAUUACUGUAUAUUUUCAACCAACCAUCAAUGAGGACAUACUGCCCUCCAUAGUGUAUGUUGUACGAGGCUAUUCAGAGAUGGUUGUUUGUAAAGCUGAAGGAAAGCCAAAACCAACAAUCAGCUGGAGUGACGGCACAAACACAGUUAAUGGUGAAACUUUUACUAUAACAGAAUCCACAGCUGAGAAUCUGACCUGCACUGCAACCAAUGCUGCUGGCAGCUCCAGCAGAUCAGUGAAAGUAGUCAUUCAAGACUUUUCCAUCAGCGCUGUGAAUUACAUUGAACCAAUGAUAGAGGGAAACCAGUAUGAUCUCCACUGUGACGUUUACAAUGUGGCUCCAGCUCAGAGUCUCACUGUCAACUGGUACAAAGGAGAAACUCUUGUGGAUCAAACCAACUUCACUAACACAAUCGAGAGUCCAGUCAAUAAAACUUUUAAACUCAUGAUCCAUCCAAAACGAUAUGAUGAUGGAGUUCAGUACAAGUUUGAGCUGAAACCUUUGGAAAUAUUAAAAUCUGUCAACAUUACUGUAAAUUUUAAACCAGUCAUCAAUGAGACCAUACUGCCCUCUGUGGUGCCUGUGUUUCGAGGCUAUCCAGUGAACCUUUCUUGUAUAGCUGACGGAAAGCCAAAACCAAUAAUCAGCUGGAAGCACAACAAUGGAAUCAUUUACAGGGAAUAUCUUACCGUAACAGAGUCCACACCUGAGAAAGUGGUUUGCAUUGCAAACAAUUCCAUUGGCGUCGUCCUCAGAGAAGUAAAAGUGAUCUUAAAAGAGGAUUACCUGCCCUUAAUAGCAGGACUUAUUGCUAUCACAGUGGCGUUCAUCUCAGUCAUCUUCAUCUUCAUCUACUCAAUCUACUACAAAACUGCCAAGAUGGGCCGCUAUAGCCUGAAGGAUGCCAAGCCUAGUGCGCAAAAUGGAAACAUAGCACAAAAUGGUAAAGACAACUCUAUCCCUAUGAAGAAACUCUCUCAGAGCAAUAUCCUAGCGUAACUUGUGCACCUCUGGCUUUGCUGGAUCCGCUGAGCCUGAAUGUCCACAAUGGGAUUUUUACACUGGAAGUCUCUCGGCCUCUAUUUUUAUGUGGCUAGUUUCUUCAUGGCUCCAUUAUUUUUUUAUUUUACAGAUUAGUGGUUCAUUCAUUUCACCAAAGAUUCAGAGGUUUCACACAAAUUCUCCUUUUAAGCUUCAUGCUGUUCAGUGGACCAGAGGAAAAUGUCUCAGUUGAGAUGUUGUUGAGAUGAUAAUGCUGAAUUUAGUUCAUUUUAAGGCCUCUGAUUCCUGCUGUGGCCAUUUUUAGGAAUCUUGGGUCUUAAAAUGGACAUCAACUGCAAAGUGAUAUUCUGUUGUUGAGUAAUAUUUGCUUUGUAGACCAGUCUAAGGGAAUAGCACGCUUGUUGGUUUGUCUAACAAGACUGUGCUUUUGUAUAUGUCUCUGGCACAUUGAUCAAUAUGAAUAUUUAUGUUUGGUAUAAUGUGAGACAGUAUAUUAAUAAAGACACUAUAGUUAUAAAACUGUAAUCCGUUAUUUUCAGUUCCUCUGGUGAAACCCGCACUUUAGAUUUUGAAAAUAGCAAGAAGUGAAAGCUUGAGUGAUGAACCUGUGGGAAAUAAAAUCGGAUGAAUUUUUGAACAUUCUCUCAGGCCUUGCAGCCUGUUAAGUAAUCACUGGACAUAAUAUGUGUGCCAGUUUUAUGGCUUAAGCAGUGUAAUGAAGAUGGCAUUGUUCAUCAAUAAUGUCCGUCAUCAUUUUAUUAUAAUUAGAUGUUUUGUAUGCUUAUUUUUUUAUCACAAUACAAAUUUAUGAUUCAUUUCUUUUAUAUAUGAGCUGCUGUUUGGACGAUAUGAGCUUGAGUAUAUAGUGACUGUUUUUUCGUAUUUGUAUGAAGUGUCCUUUUUAAAUACGUCCCUGAAUCUCUGUGUUUUCAUGUUGAAUGUAUAUCUAUGCUGGUGAGAUUUCAAUAUUUUUUGUGGAACUUUCACCACUUAACCUUAUCAAUACAAUGUGAUUUGAAUUUGUAAAUACAUUUUUGUUGAGAACAAACAUAAAUUGUAAAAAAAAGAAAAUAAAACAAAAAUAUUUGUGCUUUUA
Molecule: messenger RNA, 2939 nt
Organism: Danio aesculapii
Lineage: Eukaryota; Metazoa; Chordata; Actinopteri; Cypriniformes; Danionidae
Gene: icam3
Product: intercellular adhesion molecule 3
Exons: 7
Coding region: 179-1840 (553 amino acids)
Biological process (GO): cell-cell adhesion
Cellular component (GO): membrane
Molecular function (GO): integrin binding
Source: RefSeq, a predicted model, not a curated record